This is a messenger RNA of Plectropomus leopardus (leopard coralgrouper), 3183 nucleotides long. It is a transcript of the gene ccn1l2, whose product is annotated as cellular communication network factor 1, like 2. NCBI's taxonomy places the organism in Eukaryota, Metazoa, Chordata, Actinopteri, Perciformes, Serranidae. Gene Ontology annotation, biological process: positive regulation of cell differentiation; cell adhesion; positive regulation of cell migration. Gene Ontology annotation, cellular component: extracellular region. The record is from RefSeq and is a predicted model, not a curated record. Gene Ontology annotation, molecular function: integrin binding; heparin binding.
AUGUGUGCUAACAGCAACAUACUGUAGGAGACCAGGAGCAGACGGGUGGACCUUCUGGGUGCACACACUCACAACUGUGGAUACAUUUAAUCCUGGAGCUGACAAACAACACAACAUCAUCUAGGAGCUCUGGACGGCUAAUCUGAACUACUUCUUCCUCCUACAGUUUGGAAGUUUUAGCAGUUCUUUGGGUUUUUUUUUGUUUUUUUUUUCAUCAUCUGCUGUAUUCAGGAUGCUCAGCCCUGUCGCUCUGCAGCAGAUCAUUUCCACCUUGUGUGUGCUCUGCAGUGUUGCAGUCAUGGCAGGGACCGAGUGCCCAGCUGAGUGCUCCUGCAGCCCCUCACCCCAGCCGUGCCCGCAGGGUGUCAGCUGGGUGAGCGACCACUGUGGCUGCUGUAAAGUUUGUGCUCGGCAGUUUAAUGAGGACUGCAGCGCCACCGAACCUUGUGAUCACAUCAAGGGGCUGCGCUGCCAUCUGGGGGCCGGAGGAGACCCUGAGAGAGGACUGUGUCGAGCUGAGGCCCAGGGUUUGCCCUGCGAGUUUAACGGGCGAGUGUAUCAGCAUGGUGAGGACUUCCAGCCCAACUGCCAGCAUCAGUGCACCUGUAUGGACAGGGUGGUGGGCUGCAUGCCUCUCUGUCCUCACCAAGUGCCCCUGCCUGACUGGCGCUGCUCGCGUCCACGUCUAGCCAGGCCUGAGGGCGGCUGCUGCGAGGAGUGGGUGUGUGACGACAAUAACCACAUCAGUGAGGAGCCCGACAAGCCGACACACACCUCCCUGCCUAACAGACAACCCCUUCCCAACCACAUCAGUGUCCUGCUGCAGGCCCAGCUGCAGCCUCGGCACCCGGCCGCCACUGGAGGGGCCAUGUUCAGAGAGAUGGUGUCCUUCCCCAUGUCUGAGGUGCUGCUCAAACCUAACUGUUUCCCACAAACCACAGAGUGGACCGACUGCUCCACCACAUGUGGAAUGGGUAUUUCAAGUCGAGUGACCAAUAACAACCCAGACUGUCGGCUGGUCAGAGAAACCAGACUGUGCCAGAUCCGUCAGUGUGAGCUGCAGCUUCCUGUAGUGAGCAAGAAAGGGAAGAGGUGCCAGCGAACUGUUCGCCCCCAGGUACCAGUGAGAAUCUCCUUCGCUGGAUGCGCGACGGCACAGCGGUACCGCCCUCGCAUCUGUGGGACUUGCACUGAUGACCGCUGCUGCACACCAUCCCUGUCUCGCACCGUGGUGCUCCGUUUCCACUGCCCUGAUGGAGAGGGCUUCUACAGAAACAUGAUGUGGAUCCAGCGCUGCAGCUGCAAUACAAGCUGUCGCACACACAGUGGGCCCUCCAGUCCGUUAGUCACCCUCUACAAUGACAUCCACACUUUCAGGCACUGAGGCUGACUCUGCAUGCCCCACCCUGGGCUGUCACCAAGCCAUAAGGAGCACUGCUCAGCCUUGCUUCUAAUGUUUCCCAAUGGCAAUUGCAGCAAAAAAACCCAACAAAAAAACACCAAAAACAUUUGCAGCCCACAAAGAAUUUUCCCAUAGACCACCAUUAAAAGGGACUUGUGUAAAACUCUUGUCAGAACACCUCGGACUGCUAACAAGAUCAAUUAUGAAUUUUUCUGCAAUAACUUUUAGAUCCAAGGAGGUUUUAUAUUUGCAACUUUCCUUGAGCCAGAAAAAACGGUUUAAAAAUCUGUGAUCAUCACAAUGUACAGUCUAUGACUCGAGUAGGAACUCGUAGGCAGGGCCAGUUGAGAAACACCACUGUGUAUACUCAGUUGGCCACAUAUCUUGGAAAUAAACCCGAAAGCUAGAAACUUUUUCAAUCUGCACCCGGCGAGCAACUCCACUGGACUAAAUAGGCGCCAUCUUGGGGUCCAGUAUCCAGAUCUAAUAAUACAUCCAUGCCGGGCACACUGUGCAAAGACUCUGCACCUCUCCCUCCUUGAACUUGCAACAUGUUCUCAUCCCAAGUUGUCACAUAUUGGACUUUUACAAUUACACUCUACACCAUUCUGCAUAGCCUUUGAUAUUUUGUGACACCACCGUGAUGUCAACACAAGAACAUGGUGGGAUUAUGCCGGGACAUCAGUGAAAGCACAUGAUUAGGCAACAAGGGCAUAGAUGCUUUGGGCACAUGGUAAGAUGUGUAGAAAAAAGCUUCACAUUGAGGUGGGAAGUGAAUGUCAGACUCCCACAUGAAAGUCUGGGGUUUGUUCGAUCCAUCUACCGCCCCUCAUGCCGCCCCAUAAGGACAUUUGUCCUCCAUACAUCGUUGCUGACAGUCUUUCAACUGUCUAGUCUGGUCAGUUUAUCAACUGGCGCAGCCCGUAAGCAUAUCAUACUGCCUCAGUAGGUGCCAUCUUGCAGCGUAUCAUAACACCAGGAAUGGUUCUGUUCACAGCUAUGCCUUGCAACGGUAUAUCAUAAAGCCAUGAAAAGUGGCUUUUGGCGUUGAAAUGUUAGACCAAAAUCUCUGCAAAAGUAGCAGUAUUUGACGACUUUGGAAUGAGAAUGGGCUGGAACCUUGUUACCCCUCCCUUUCCUCAAAUAGGCAAUUCACUUGCUUGCACUUUAAACAGCAUCAGUUUGUCCACACGAGAGAAGUGUUACAUCUCUUGUAGUAGGGCAGCACUGAGGAUACACACUGCAGUCUGCUGCUGUGUUUGAGAGCUUUUAUUGAAAUUUUAUUUAAUAGUAAUGUCGUGUCCUCUCCUCAAAGGGCGAUGUGACAGUUUGUCAUAGACAAAAAAGACUUUUUAAAUCAGUAACAGAACUUUUAUGAGAAGAAAUGGAAACUAUGGACAUGCAUUUUGAAAAAUGAGGAAGAAAGAUGACUGAAGACAAAGUCAUUUCUAAUGACUAUAAGGGCUAUGUGUUCUUUACUGCCCGUCCUUUGUGAUGCAGUCGACAGAUGAUUGUGGCAUAGAUUGUGUGUGUGUGUGUGUGUGUGUGCGUGCAUGUGUGAAUUGGUAUGUUUGAAGAAUGAGAAACUUUCAGUGAGAGUUGACAGAGAAUGUGCUCAUUAUGCUACUACAGUAUAAAGAUGAAAGCAUACAGUGAAUAUAGACUUCACUCUUAGCUGUGGAGUGGUCAUUUCUAGGAUCACCUAAUUUUUUCAGGUGUGAUUAUAUUUUGUAGUGUGUCUGUAAACUCCUGCAUAUUAAAAAAAACAUAUCAACCUGUAA